AUGGAUGCCGAAGAGUUCAAACGCAAGGCUACCACUUUGAAGAGGAAAUUAGUAGAGAGUUUCAAGGAAGUUCAAGUAAUAAAUGAAAAGGGCAGAGCAGCACUCAACAAUAAGGAUCAACAUAAUUCCUUCAAGGGCAUGUUUAAGGUUCUUGAGAAAUAUUACUCAAGAUUUGAAAAUAUUUGGGAUGAGCUCACAGACCUGUAUGAAACUGAGAAGUCUACUGGGAAACAAACCUUUCCUCAAGAAGAUGACCUAACAAUGCAAACUAAAGCUAAACGUUACUACUAUGAAGCACACACUUCACAUGAAACUAUUCUCUCAGAGGUUAGCACUACUUCAUCAAGGCAGAGUAUGGGACUUAAUGAAUCUUUGUCACCAGAAGCCAGAAGCAACAAACAUUUGCCUCGCAUCAAUCUUCCACAUUUCAAUGGCCAGAUUACGAAUUGGUCCAAGUUUCGAGAUGCCUUCACUUCCAUUAUCCAUAAUGAUGCCUUAUCAUCAAAAAUGGAGAAAUUUCACUAUCUCGUCUCUUCUUUAGGGGGAACUGCCUCUGCAGUGAUAAGACAUCUUCCUUUGGUUGACGACAACUAUGAUAUUGCUUGGAAGGCUUUAAAUGAAACUUUCAAUAACAAGCGUAUGCUUGCUUCAAAUUACCUCAAUCAAUUGAUGGCAUUCAAACCACAACAGGGGAAAACAACUGUAGAUUCACUACAGUCAUUUCUUUCUCAAAUUUCAGAUAAUAUUGCUGCAUUUAAACUUUUGAAAAUACCUGACGAAGGUGACUUCAUUCUGUUUCAUAUAGCAGUUAGGCUGUUGGAUCAUACAACUCGAGAGCAAUUUGAGUUGCAGCAUAAAGGAAAAGAUUUUCCAGUUUUCAAUGAUUUGACUAAAUUUCUCCGUGAACGCUCUCUAGCUCUUCAGUUGGCUGGAGGAAACACACAACAAUUGGAGAUAAGGCCAUCCACUUCUGGGAAGAAUAGUGGGAGCUUCAAACCAUCAAAUAGUCGUAACUUGAAGACUUCACUCAUAUCCAGCUCUUUGCCUAAAUCCUCGGCUAACUCCGACAGCAAUGAUGUAUGCUUCAUAUGCCAAAGGGGGUCUCAUGCUCUAUUCAAAUGCAAUAAAUUUGCUGAUGCAUCAGUCGAUGAUAGACAUAAAAUGUUGAAGGCUUGGCGUGGAUGUAGAAACUGCCUGUCAUACUUUCACUCAACUAAUAGAUGCAAUUCUAGAUGGUCUUGCAAGGUCUGCAAGAAGAGGCAUAAUUCACUUUUGCAUCUACCCGUUCCUGAUAGCAACACAUCCUCAUUGGAACAUGAAGAUACAACCGCAAUCAAGGCUAAUGUUGUGAAUCCACCAGAUUCUUCAUUAACAGCAACCCUGCCUGAACAAAGUCAAGUCUUGUUGGGUACAGUUAUUGCUGAAAUUCAGGAUGUUCAUGGCAACUUCACUCAAGUGAGACUUGUAGUGGACUCAGGUAGUCAGCACUCAUUCAUCACAAAGAAAUGUGCAAAUAAACUUGGCUUGAUGAUUAAAUCAUUCCCUCACAAAAUCAGUGCUAUUGGUCAGACAGUUUUUAAUGGCACUAAAGGCAAAGUACGCUGUCACCUUAAACCACGCAACUUGCAGUCACCUAUUGUUGAAACUGAAGCAAUAGUUGUAAAUAACAUUACAUCUCACUUACCUAAUUUUGUCAUGCCCUCCAAUAUUUGGAAAAAUUACGCUACCUUUGACUUAGCUGACCCUAAGUUUUGGCAACCAGGUCCUGUAGAUUUUCUGCUGGGAUCAGAUUUGUUCUCAGAUAUUUGGGAUGGAUCCACCGUGACAGUACAAGACAACCAGCCAAAGCUCUUUUCCUCUAUAUUUGGUUAUAUAGUCAUAGGACGAGUUUCUGGAACUUGUUUAUUAUCCGUUGAUGGUAACAACUCCUUAUUCACUGUUAACAACGAAGCUCAUGACUUGAGACAACAGAUCCAACGCUUUUGGGAGCUUGAAGAGCCCCAUACUGACAUUAGUUUCACAAACCCUGAAGACGAAGCAUGUGAAGCUCACUUCAAGAACACCCACUUCAGGAUGGACGAUGGUCAAUACGUUGUACGCCUACCUUUCAAGACGCCUAGUCCACAAUUAGGAAAUUUUGAAGGAACAUCACUGAAGAGAUUCUACAAUCUUGAAGGAAAACUUAUUAAAGACAAGAAUUUGAUGUCAGAGUAUUAUGAUUUCAUGAAAGACUAUCAAGAUCUGGGUCACAUGAAUGUCACAACUUCCCCUUCAAAGUAUGUCAUUCCUCACCACUGUGUGGUAAAAGAGGAUAGAGGCAAAACAAAAUUACGUGUUGUCUUUGACGCUUCUGCUCAGUCAUCGCCCUUUCCUUCUUUGAACAGCCAACUCAUGAUGGGUGCAAAGCUGCAACAAGACAUUAGGGACAUUCUUCUGAGAUUUCGUUUGCACCCAGUUGUCUUCGUGGCUGAUAUUGUCAAAAUGUAUCGGCAAAUUUUGGUUGACCCGCAUGACAGGUCCUACCAACACAUUUAUUGGAGAUUUAAUCCAGCAGACCCAAUAAAAAAGUAUGAAUUGUGCACUGUCACGUAUGGAUUGACUUCUGCACCCUUUCUAGCACUUAGAGUUAUGAAGCAACUCGCUUUAGACGAAGGCGAGAACCAUCCAAGAGCUGCUCAAGCUAUAUCGCAGGAUAUGUAUGUGGAUGAUAUAGUGACUGGCACAUCUUCACUGAAUGAAGCUUUGAAGCUUCAACAAGAAACCAUCCAGUUAUUAGAAAAAGGACAUUUUUCGCUAAGUAAAUGGGCAAGCAACCAAGAAGAGCUUUUGAAAGUGGCCAAUUCAGGACAACAAGCAGACUCAGUCAACUUCUCUUCAAACGAAGACUCUAGUGUGAAGAUACUAGGACUUCAUUGGGAUCCAACAAAUGAUGUCUUCGUUUUUAAGCUUCAGGACUUCUCUCCAGCAUCUACCAAGCGAUCUAUCCUAUCUACUGUUGCUAAGAUAUAUGACCCUCUAGGAUUCCUGGCACCAGUCACAUUUUUAGCCAAAGGGAUCAUGCAGGAGUUAUGGAAGCUUGGCUUGAAUUGGGAUGAAGAAAUACCCUUUCAUCUUAAAUCAGUUUGGGAAGAGUUCAUAAAACAGCUUAGGAAAUUGUCAGACCUCACCAUACCAAGACUUAGCUCACAUCGUUGUCAUGUUGGCGACAUGUACGUACAAGUGAAAAUCCAAGUGAUUGUGGAUGAAGAGGAUUGUCUGUGGACAAACUCAAGAACAACAGUUUAUGGUGGCAUGGUCCCCAAUGGCUAUGUGAACAUGCAGAAGAAUGGCCGAAAUCAAAUGUGGACCUGA
Messenger RNA from Macrosteles quadrilineatus (aster leafhopper), 3351 nucleotides. RefSeq lists its product as uncharacterized. The record is from RefSeq and is a predicted model, not a curated record. The coding region runs from base 1 to 3351 and encodes 1116 amino acids. The transcript is spliced from 2 exons. NCBI's taxonomy places the organism in Eukaryota, Metazoa, Arthropoda, Insecta, Hemiptera, Cicadellidae.